This is a messenger RNA of Gekko japonicus, 1794 nucleotides long. RefSeq lists its product as uncharacterized. The record is from RefSeq and is a predicted model, not a curated record. The transcript is spliced from 3 exons. The annotation marks the transcript as partial. Lineage: Eukaryota; Metazoa; Chordata; Lepidosauria; Squamata; Gekkonidae.
UCAUUGUUGGUGGCUGAGGGGAACAGAGUGAAUUUGCUGGGGCUUGACUGGUUUGAACCGUUGGGAAUUGCUAUUUCUGGCAUUAAUAGUGUAACGAAGAAUAAAUGGGCUGUACUGUAUAAGGAAUUUACUGAUGUGUUUGGGGGUGGCCUGGGAAAAUAUACGGGACCCCCAGUAGCGUUUGAACUUGAUCCUGCCGUGAGGCCGGUUCGCCUCAAGUAUAGGAAGGUUCCUAUUCCUCUUAAGCCCAGAAUCGAAGCAGAGCUGGACAAGCUCAUCGAGCAGGGCGUGUUAGAGCCAGUUCCCUUCAGUCGGUGGGAGACCCCCAUUGUAACCCCUGUUAAGCCGGACGGGUCAGUACGCAUCUGUGCUGACUACAAAUGCACCAUAAAGCGGGCAUUGCAACAGCACUCGUACCCAGUACCGGUAAUUAGCCAUGUCUUGGCAUCGUGGGGGGGGGGGAAAGUCUUUGCGAAGUUCGACUUGGCCCAGGCUGACCAGCAGCUUCCCGUGACCAAGGAAGCUGCUGAAGCACAGACCAUUGUGACACACAGGGGGGCGUUCAAAGUAAACAGGCUCCAAUUUGGUGUGAAUGUGGCCCCAGGGAUUUUUCAGAGUCUCAUGGAAGGGCUGUUGAGGGGGGUACCAGGAACGGUCCCUUAUUUUGAUGACGUUCUCAUUGCCGGGAGAUCCGAUGAGGAACUUAUGCACAGGGUCAGGGAAGUGCUCAAGCGUUUCAGUAAGGCCGGAUUGAAAGUAAAACAAUCCAAGUGUUUGAUAGGGGUGGAUAGCGUGGAAUUCCUGGGGUUCAGAGUGGACCAAAAUGGCGUACACCCCACAGACGAGAAGGUGAGAGCUAUCAAAAAUGCCCCUUGCCCCGACGCAAAAUGGCGGUGGGGUGCUGAACAGAAAAAGGCGUUUGAAGGGGUGAAAUCAUUGUUGUCAUCAAAUGCAGUGUUGACCCACUAUGAUGACCAGAAAUUGUUGGUCUUGGCCGCAGAUGCCUCUCCUUAUGGGGUGGGGGCGGUAUUAAGUCAUGUAAUGGAAGACGGGCGGGAGGCCCCCGUCGCGUUUUAUUCAAAGUCACUGAGUGAAACUGAAAAGAACUAUGCCCAGAUCGAUAAAGAGGGACUGGCGCUCGUUUCUGCAGUAAAGAAAUUCCACGAUUUCGUGUAUGGCAGACUUUUUCGGCUUGUGACAGACCACAAGCCGCUGCUUGGGAUUUUUGCCCCGGACCGGCAACUCCCAAAUAUAAUGUCUGCCAGAAUGCUCCGUUGGGCCUUGUUUUUGUCGGCCUAUGACUAUGACCUGGAGCACCGGCCGGGCAAGGCCAUCGGACAUGCGGACGCAUUAAGUCGUUGCCCGCUGCCCGGCCGAGAUUUGGACCCUGCACCAACGGCCUCUGUGUUGGCCAUCGAAGAACUGCCGCAAGCACCCAUCACCUCCAAGGACAUUGCCGCUGCGUCGGCUAAGGACACUGUAAUUGCGAGAGUCCUUAACUGGGUUUGGAGGGGGUGGCCGAUGGGUGCUAUGGAGCCGGAAUUUCGCACGUACAAAGCGCGCCAAAACGAGUUGUCUGUGUCUAAAGGCUGUUUACUGUGGGGAAACCGGGUGGUGGUGCCUCACUGCCUCAGACAAAAAGUGCUGAAAUCACUCCAUGAAGGCCAUCCGGGCAUGGUACACAUGAAGGCGCUGGCCCGAGGUUAUGUGUGGUGGCCCGGGCUUGAUGCAGAAAUCGAGGAUUGGGUGUAUGCGAGAAAUUAUGCCAGUGGUCACUUGUGGCUCCCAGCCACU